AUGGACCAUAUGAGCUUCCAGAUGCCCGGCUCGGGCCCGCCAUUGAUGAAUCAACCCCCCCAGAUCUUUGGCUCCUACGCCCAGGACGGCAUGCCCAACAUGGCGCAUAUGCCCGAUAUGACCGCCCAUAUGUUUUCCGAUGCGCAGCUGCUCAUGGAGGACACAAACGACGCAAAAAGACGCCGCAUCGCCAGGGCAAGCCUGCGACAUACCGACUGCGCCUUUACCCAGGUCGAGAAGAAGCGCAGCCCGCCCAAAGGUGCGAAAUAUAUUGAAGGACUCGAGAACCGCCUCGGUCGCAUGGAACAAUUGCUUCGCCUAUCAGGUGUUUUGAAUGACGACGACCCAGACGCCGAUCUUGGCGCCCUCGAGAAGAAAUUGCAAGAAAAGUCCAGGCAAGCAUCUGUCGCCAUUGGUUCAAACAGCCCGCCCGUAUCCCCUCUGCAAGCCGACAACGCCACCCCUCAGAGCUCACUUGCUUCGCCUGGAAAAGAAACGGCAGAGAAGCGCAAGUCUGGUCUAUCCGCAGAAGACAAGCGAGCGAAGGAGAGCGACGAUGAGGGGCACGAGGAAGUGGAAGCCCUUUCGGAAAUGAUGUGCUCACUCGUGACCAACCAGAGCGGAGAGACUCGCUAUAUUGGAUCAUCCUCUGGGUUUUCCAUCUUUUCGCCCAAGGGCAUCCAAUGGGUAAACACGAGAACAGGUGACGAUUCUUUCCAAGAAAUGAUCUCGGAAGUCUCCGUCGACGACCAUAAGUGGACCAACUGGAAGCCCGAAGUCUUUCGUGACUUAUUCCAGCGCCCUGUUUUCAGACCUCUCCCGCCUAAGCAGGAAGCUCUCUCGCUGCUCACUGAUUACUUCGAAAACUUCAACUGCAUGUUUCCCCUCUUUCACCAGCCGACGUUUAUGCAUCUCGUUGAGCUCCAGUACUCUUCCAAUCCUUACCAGGGGUCCGGAUGGUGGGCUAGUUUGAACUGCGCGUUGGCCAUUGCUCAUCGUCUUCGUGUCAUGAGCAACCUAGUUCCUCAAGAAGAGGACGAAAAGGCGUGGGCCUAUCUCAAGAAUGCCAUGGGCGUCUUUUCCGAACUGACGAUGCGCAACACCGAUCUGCUCUCCGUGCAAGCGCUUCUGGGUAUGGCGCUCUUCAUGCAGGGCACUCCCAACCCGCAACCUUCGUUUCUGCUCAUUGCUGCAGCCAUCCGACUUUCUCACAGCAUAGGUUUACACAAGCGUGGGUCCGGGUUCAACCUUAACCCCAUCGAGAUAGAGCAGCGGAAACGAGUCUUUUGGAUCGCUUAUAUGCUUGAUAAGGACCUCUGUCUGCGAUCUGGCCGACCGCCUGCACAGGACGAUGACGAUAUGAAUGUCGAAUUACCAGAUGCCGACCCGGACGACAACAUCGGAAAUAUCCCCCUCGCCGAUGGAAAGGGAAAGAUGAAUCUGUUCCGCGUCAUGUGCGAAUUUGCCGUUAUCGAAAGCAGCGUGUACAAGCGACUAUACUCGACCAAGGCGACCAAGCAGUCCGAUGGCGAGCUCCUCAACACAAUUGGCGAACUGGACCAACAGCUAGAAGACUGGAAGGAUCGCAUUCCGAUCGAGUUCCGCCCCGAGCACGAAAUCAAGGCUUCCCACACACCCUUGAUUCUGCACGUCGUCAUGCUGCAUUUCGCAUACUACAACUGUCUCACUACAAUCCACCGCAUGUCAGUUCAUCAUGGUUACUGGACGAGCCGCUUGGCCAAUUACGCCAUCCAAGGCCUCAAUGCGCGGCCCUUGAACCCCCGUGUAUUUUCCUCCGCUGCCCUUUCCACUGCUGCAGCGCGAGCAUCGAUCUCUCUUUUGAAAUACGUUCCCCAGGGUGACUUCGCAUGUGUCUGGUUGAUUCUGUACUUUCCGGUCUCCGCCCUGGUGACACUAUUUGGAAACAUUCUUCAAAACCCGCUCGAUGUGCGCGCCAAAAACGAUACGCGACUCAUGGAUUUGGUUGUCACGUUUCUUUCCAUGCUUGGCCAAGAGGCAGAGCAAGGCGGUGUCCAUCGUAUGCUCGGCGUUUGCUCCGAGUUUGUACGCAUCGCCAAGCUGGUGAUUGACAAGGCAGAAAAUGAUCAGACUUUCAGGCGAAAGCGCCGCACGGAUGGCAAGGUUAAAAGCUCCAAGAACCUUGAUACUUCCGAGGUACCCAUCCCAACUACAAUUGAAGAGCUGUCACCCCCUGUCCGCACCCACCGCUCGUCAUCGUGGGGGCCUGUCGCGGCGACAUCUCCGUCCGAGGACCAUAAGUCACCUAGCAACGGCAACCCAAACCACGACGCGCAAGCUCAAGCGCACCAUCAGUACCAGCAGCAGCAACAACAGCAGCAACAGCAGCAGAUCCCGCAAAAUGGUGACUUUGACUCAUUCAACGCCAUGAACGGCUUCCCUGGCGAUCCAUCGGCCAUGUCCAUAGAUGCGCCGUUUCACCAACCGCUGCUGCCGCAGGACCUGUUUGCGCUGCCCAUGACUCUGGACUGGAGCUGGGCCGAGAUGAGCGGUGGCGCAUACCCGUCUGUUGAGAAUGGCAACUUUGGGGAUCCGCCGUCUCGAUGA
This is a messenger RNA of Cordyceps fumosorosea ARSEF 2679, 2586 nucleotides long. RefSeq names its product fungal specific transcription factor domain-containing protein. Gene Ontology annotation, molecular function: DNA binding; zinc ion binding. Lineage: Eukaryota; Fungi; Ascomycota; Sordariomycetes; Hypocreales; Cordycipitaceae. Gene Ontology annotation, biological process: DNA-templated transcription. The coding region runs from base 1 to 2586 and encodes 861 amino acids. The transcript is spliced from 7 exons. The record is from RefSeq and is a predicted model, not a curated record.